GUGGAUGCGAUCCAGAGGCGUGGAUUCCCUGCACUUUUUUUUGUCACCUUAAGGACAAACCCUUCGCCUUAAAAGCCGCACAGUUCGGAACAAAGCCGAGUGGAACGUGUUUUGUGUAAGCCCACUGGAAAGACACGCGGUGUAAUGUCUGCCUAGUAUUGCAUUAUGGAUGGGAGCAUCUCGGUAGGAGCCUGAACGCAACACCGUCUCCGCCCGCGACGCAUUACGCGCGUCGUGGCCGUGGCGUGAGCGCACGACGGCGGGGAUGUGCCGGAUGUGAAGGCGGGGGGCGCGAUGCGGGAGUACAAGGUGGUGGUGCUCGGCAGCGGCGGCGUGGGCAAGUCGGCCCUGACGGUCCAGUUCGUCACCGGGACCUUCAUCGAGAAGUACGACCCCACCAUUGAAGAUUUCUACCGGAAGGAGAUCGAGGUGGACUCGUCGCCGUCGGUGCUGGAGAUCCUGGACACGGCCGGCACCGAGCAGUUCGCCUCCAUGCGGGACCUCUACAUCAGGAACGGCCAGGGCUUCAUCCUGGUCUACAGCCUGGUCAACCAGCAGAGCUUCCAGGACAUCAAGCCCAUGAGGGACCAGAUCAUCAGGGUCAAGAGGUACCAGCAGGUGCCGGUGGUGCUGGUGGGAAACAAGGUGGACCUGGAGGACGAGAGGGAGGUGUCCCCCAGCGAGGGCCAGGCGCUGGCGGAGGACUGGGGCUGCCCGUUCAUGGAGACCUCUGCCAAGAGCAAGACCAUGGUGGACGAGCUUUUCACCGAGAUCGUACGGCAGAUGGACUUUUGCCCGCUGCCGGACCGCAGAGAGGUGUGCUGCCCCGCCUGUAGCGUGCAGUAGCGGUCCAUGGGAACGGGGCUGAUGGAUGGAGGGACUUAAGAAAUUAGCAAGUUGAUCGAUCGACCCAGCGAAGCAGAAAAAUACGAUAAAAUUCCUCGGACACUGGGUUUUCUCCGGAAGUCCCUCAUCCAUCAAGCGCCUCCUGGUAAGUAGCCAAUUUCAGGGCGGGGGCUUCCACGGGCAGAACUGUGCCAAACAAAAGCCAUCAACACAGAGGAUCCGAGUGCCACGUCAAUAUGGCGAGCCAAGAAAAAGAUGGCCGUUAAAAAGUAUCAGCCCUGGUUUCCUUUUUUUGCACUCUUCUUGACCAAAACACCAGGUUUCUUCUACACGGAUGUCAAGCAGCACCACUGUGAAGACGUCACACCAGAGGUCGGCCCAGCAGCCGGCCUGCCUAAACUAGGAAUGAAUGAAUACAUGAACGAAUGUCUACUGCGGGGACAUUCACUCGGACUAAAUGUGGAUGACGCGUGCAUGUGAUCGUACUCUCACGCCGAUCUCGAGUACAAUCUCACCCAAAGAGACGAUGUUAGUCAAUCAUUGUUGAAAUGUGCAGACACUUUACACCUUACAAACGAUACCGAUGCCUUGUACGCUGAACAUGACAGUGACAGUGCAUUCUAGCCGCAUCAGUUAGUGGUUCAGUCUCAUCAACACUUCUUUUCAACAAGAAAAAUAAACCUUUA
Messenger RNA from Nerophis lumbriciformis (worm pipefish), 1532 nucleotides. Its product is annotated as ras-related protein Rap-2a-like. Gene Ontology annotation, cellular component: membrane. Gene Ontology annotation, biological process: Rap protein signal transduction. NCBI's taxonomy places the organism in Eukaryota, Metazoa, Chordata, Actinopteri, Syngnathiformes, Syngnathidae. Gene Ontology annotation, molecular function: GTP binding; GTPase activity. The record is from RefSeq and is a predicted model, not a curated record.